UGGCAGACAACACAAGAAGGCUUGAGAGAGUACUUCUGCAAAUUUGGCGAGGUGAAGGAGUGCAUGGUGAUGCGGGAUCCCGUUACCAAGCGGUCGAGGGGGUUCGGCUUCGUUACAUACGCAGAUCAGGCCGGUGUGGAAAAGGUUUUGGCACAAAACAGACAUGAAUUGGAUUCCAAAACGAUCGACCCAAAGGUGGCGUUUCCCCGCCGGGCUCAGCCUAAGCUUGUGACCAGGACAAAGAAGAUCUUUGUCGGAGGACUUUCAGUCAAUACGACCAUCGAAGACGUGAAGCAAUACUUUGAUCAGUUUGGAAAGGUCGACGACGCUAUGCUCAUGUUCGACAAAACGACCAACAGACACAGAGGUUUCGGUUUUGUCACUUUUGAAAAUGAAGACGUGGUUGAGAAAGUUUGUGAGAUCCAUUUCCACGAGAUCAACAACAAAAUGGUGGAGUGUAAGAAAGCCCAGCCCAAAGAAGUAAUGACGCCGACGGGCUCCGCCAGGGGCCGCUCCAGAGUGAUGCCUUAUGGGAUGGACACCUUCAUGCUGGGCAUCGGCAUGUUAGGCUACCCUGGUUUUCAGACUACUACCUACACCAGCCGCAGCUACUCUGGAAUAGCACCCGGAUACACUUACCAGUUCCCAGAGUUCCACUUAGAGCGGACCCCCCUUCUGACAUCAUCCCACCCCCCUGAGCUGGCAGCCAUUCCCCUCACUGCAUACGGACCAAUGGCGGCGGCGGCGGCAGCAGCAGUAGUCAGAGGCUCCACCCCUUCACGCACAGCUGGUUUCCUGGGCACCAGCAGCCCCGGACCAAUGGCCGACCUGUACGCUGCGGCCAACCAAGACUCAGGAGUCAGCAGCUACAUCAGUGCCGCUAGCCCCGCCCCCAGCACAGGGUUUAGCCAUGGUCUAGGGGGUCCUCUGAUCGCCACUGCGUUCACUAAUGGCUACCACUGAGGAGGCUCGGGUCACAGAGGAUCGGAGGGCUCCUCCUCUGUCUGCUGUUGUGCCAAUCAGAACGCUGGCUGCCCCUUGACGGCGCGAUCUGAUUGGCUGGCCACGGGUCUCCAGCGGGCUCUCCUGGCACCACGUGGCUCCACCCACCGACUGAAGAUCUUUUUAAAAACCAGAACUCUUGUUUUGCUGUACUAAUCUCACUUCAACAUAACGUCCCCGGUUCUUCUUCUCCUUCUUUUUUUUUUUCGUCCUCUUCAUGUAGAGCAACACACUAAUUCCCGCACAUCCCACCACCGUCUUUCCUCGGUUACCAUUUCUUUCUUCUAUUGAAGCUGAGGGGAGGAAUCUGCAAAAAAAAAAAAAAAAUGUUUGAGAAGCUGUUGGAGUAGGACAAAGAGGAACUGUUUUGAUUUAUUUUUUAAAUGAUUUUAUUAUAAUGUGAUGUGUUAUUUUAUCAUGAAAUCUUUCAGAAGCUGUUACUGAUGUGGUAAAAAAAAACACAAAAAAAAAACAAACAAAAGAAACGCGUGAGAUGGGGGCAUUUUUAACAAAGGAAGAACAAACCCGACAAAAAGUCCUUUUUUACGCUGCAACUGUCACUGAAAACACAGAUGAAAAAACAAAACAAAACAAACAAAAAAAACCAAACA
Poecilia reticulata (guppy) is the source of this 1613-nucleotide messenger RNA. Lineage: Eukaryota; Metazoa; Chordata; Actinopteri; Cyprinodontiformes; Poeciliidae. The record is from RefSeq and is a predicted model, not a curated record.